AUGACAUGGGGCCUUCCAAAGCUCGGCCCUCGUACCCAUAUGGGCGAAGACCGUCUGGAGCAGUACGAUGGCUGCUGCAACAUGCGCCGAGCUGUCAGUCAUAAACUGUCGGGGAGCCGAUGGCAGGACAAGUUCCAGCUAGCUGGCGGUAUCGGGGCACAGGCCGAGGGCUCCGCUCACCCAUAUUUCAGACCGAAUUGGACAUCGGGCCCAUGGAGCUAG
Letharia columbiana is the source of this 222-nucleotide messenger RNA. RefSeq lists its product as uncharacterized. The transcript has 2 exons. The record is from RefSeq and is a predicted model, not a curated record. Lineage: Eukaryota; Fungi; Ascomycota; Lecanoromycetes; Lecanorales; Parmeliaceae. Bases 1 to 222 code for a protein of 73 amino acids.